This is a messenger RNA of Ilex paraguariensis (yerba mate), 3672 nucleotides long. NCBI's taxonomy places the organism in Eukaryota, Viridiplantae, Streptophyta, Magnoliopsida, Aquifoliales, Aquifoliaceae. The record is from the annotation of a GenBank genome assembly.
UUGAUUUGAUAGCUCUAAUCUGCGUUUAAAACUGAGAAAUCAAUGGCUUGGUGAUCAGUUUUUGUUGUUUCAGAUAAUCGUAGCUGAAAAAGUUGUAAAAAAUUGAAUUCUCUGCAUUUUCUUGCCUUUCGGAAUCCUCAAGUUUCUUUCUUUUUCCUUGUAAUUCCGCCAUGGAAAUACUAGUUUCAUUCGCGAGUUCGUUACUAGGAGACGGUAGUCGAAUUCUCUGCGGUUCUAUCUACUCUAAGAUACGCAAUUUCUCCAAGUUUCGAUCGAACCUUGAUGCUCUGGAGAAGGAGAUGGAGAAACUGAAGACGCGGAAAGAUGAUGUGGAACAACAAAUCGAAACUGGUGACAAACAAGGAAAAUUGCCAACAGCUCAAGUCGUGAGAUGGCUAAGCGAGGUCAACAAGAUGGAGGCUGAUAUGAACUCCAUGAGAACAGCUAUGGAAGACAGCACCAACAAUGCUUCUGGGUGUUGUUCAAACUGCGGUGUCCGGUGUAAAUUAAGCAAGCAGGUGGUGGACAAGCUCAACGAAGUUGCUCAACUACUAAAAGAUGCCGAUUUUCCGGCAGGAAUUGUAAUUGCUAACCAUUUGCCAGUACCAGUUGAGCAUAUCCCAGGGCCAUCAAUUGAAGGUCAAUCAACAGCAUCCAAAAAUUUAGCCAUGAUUAUGGAUUGUCUGUGGAACGAUGAGUUUGGGAGGAUCGGUGUCUGGGGUAUGGGAGGAGUGGGGAAGACUACUCUGGUGAAGAACUUGAAUAACAAGCUCAAAAGCCCUUCAUCGGUUCAACCUUUUAGCAUCAUCAUUUGGACUACUGUGUCUAAAGAUUUCGACCUGAAAAGGGUCCAAUUGCAACUUGCUGAGAGACUUAAAUUGACAAAUGUGGAAGAAAGCCCGGAAAGAAUGGCGAUUCGACUGUAUGAAAGGUUUGAGAAAGAGAAGAGGUUUCUUCUCAUUCUUGAUGAUGUUUGGGAUGCCAUCGAUUUGGACCUUCUGGGUGUUCCACGCCCUGAAAUUCACAAGGGUAGUAAGAUCAUACUAACCUCUCGAACCAAAGAAGUAUGUGCCCAGAUGACUACUGAUGUUGAUAUCAAAGUUGAUGUCUUGAAUGAAGAAGAAGCUUGGCAAUUGUUCUGUCAAAAUGCUGGCAAGGUAGCCAUGGCAGAACCCAUUAAAUCAGUAGCAGUUGUAGUUGCCAAGGAAUGUUGUGGAUUGCCCUUAGCAAUCAUCACUGUGGGGGCUUCCAUGAGGGGGAAGGCAAAGGUUGAGCUAUGGCAUGAUGCUUUGACUGCUCUCCGACGGUCCGAGCCUAUCAAAGGGAUUGAGAAGAAGGUAUUUACGCCACUGAAGUGGAGUUAUGAUUCAUUACAAGAUGAGCACAUCAAAACUUGUUUUCUUUGUUGCUGUUUGUAUCCGGAAGACUUUUCAAUUGAGGUUAGUGAACUUAUAAGAUUCUGGUUUGCGGAGGGUUUGCUGGAUGAACACCAAAAUUAUGAGGAACUAGAAAACCGGGGAAUGGCGAUAAUCGAGAGCCUAAUGGACUCUUGUUUGUUGGAUCUUGGUGCCCAAGUUGACACUGUAAAGAUGCAUGAUGUGGUUCGUGAUGUUGCGAUAUGGAUUGCAUGCUCCAUGGAGGAUGGAAGUAAGUCAUUCAUUCGGUCAGGAAUUGCCUUGAAGCAUUGGCCAGAGAAUGACUUACUGAAGUCUUCCAGGAGACUGUCUUUCGUGAAUAAUGAAAUGACUAAGUUACCUGACUGGGAGCUGCAAUGUUCUCAGGCAACAACUUUACUUCUCCGAGGUAGUCGGUUCCUUGAGAAGGUCCCGUAUAGUUUCCUGCAAGGAUUUCAAGUGCUCAGAGUGUUGGAUCUUAGUGGAAGCUGCAUCAAAUCAUUGCCUCUUUCUCUUCUCCAACUUGGUGAACUUCGGGCUCUCAUUUUAAGUGGUUGUAGUGAUCUUAAAGAAUUACCUCCACUAAAAGGGCUUGGUAAACUGCAAAUACUUGAUUGUUGUGGUACUCGCAUCAAGGCAUUGCCAGAAGGGAUUGAAAAUUUAACCAACCUAAGGCAACUAGACCUAUCCUACACUCCCCAUUUGAAAACCAUUCGUGCGGGAGCUCUAUACAGGCUGUCUAAUUUGGAGUCUCUGAACAUGAGGCGCAGUGGUUACUGGUGGGGGGCGAAAGAAAAGGUGGAAAUGGGACAAGCUCCAUUUGAGGAGCUCCUACAUCUCGAGAGGUUAAUUGUUUUGUACAUUGACUUGUCAAUCAUCCCACAUUCCAGUUCUGAAGACUAUAUAACUUGGAUUAGACGGCUCAGGAAAUUUGGCGUUUUUGUUAAGGAUUAUGGUCCUGGAGAUAAUGCAAUUGAAAAUUCUGAAAGGGCCUUCAUCAGGCCGCGACAUUUUGUUAGGAGGCAUUUGAGUCUCAAAAACUACAAUCUCUCAGCAGUAAGACAGAGUUGGUGGCUGUUAAUCAAUGCAACUUCCGUGGAUAUCUAUGGUUGUUCUUAUAUUAAUCUGAUGCUUGAAAAUUUGGCCAUGCUUAGUCAUACUGUUGGUUCCUUUGCGGGUUUGAAGUCACUAACUAUCGGAAAAUCUAAGUAUGGUUUUCAGCCUGGAGUAGGAAGAGGUGGUUCACAGUUUGACCUGCUACCAAAUCUAGAGCAUCUCUAUCUCUAUUCUCUUGAUUUUCUGGAGAGCAUUUCAGAUUUAGGUGAUUUUCUCGGACUCAGGUUUUCUAAACUACGAUUGUUAGAAGUUAUAGGGUGCCCCCGUUUGAAGUAUCUUCUCCCUAUUGGUGGCUCAAUUCAAAUUUUGGAAGAACUGAAAGAAAUCAAACUGAAGUCCUGUGAGAAAUUGGAAGAGUUCUUUAGAUAUGAUGCUUCAAGACAGAUAAUGGCUUUGGAUCCUGUUGUUCCAAACCUGAGGAUGUUGGAAUUGAACAAGCUUCCCAAUUUGAAAACUCUUUGCAAAGAAAAUGAGUCAUGGCCAAGUUUAGAGCAGCUUGAAAUUCUUGAUUGCAAUCUUCUCAGGAAGUUGCCUCUCACUAUCCAAAGGGCAAACAACAUGAAAGAAAUAAGAGGAGAACAGCAAUGGUGGAGCCAACUGGAGUGGGACGAUGAAUAUACGAAAUCUAGUCUACAGCAUUACUUCACACCUAUUAUGGUAAACCCCUUUGUGAUUGCUCUCAAUUAAGGUCUCUUGGUUUUCCAGUCUACCUUAAACUAGCUCUGCCUUCAGCAUCCCCCUCAUCGUGAUUAUGGUAAUGACUUUGGGCAUUACUAAAUCCCAUAGUGUGACACUCGGUGUGUACAAGGCCCAGGAACGAGAUGGUUUUGAAUCAGCCAAACCUGUUCUCACUUGCCCAGUUGUGAGGAAUCUGUCUUUCCAAAAGCUUUGUAGAGGUUACAACAUUUGCUAUUUCUGAAAGUGAUCAUGAAACCUCCUGUGGGCUGUGGCAGCAAACAUUUGUGUGCAUUUUCGUAUUCAUCCUGUGGUUUUCUUUUCUCGUCCGACUUCCCCACUUGUAUUCAUGGUGUUAUUGUGUGAUUUUCUUAUUGGGGUGUGGAUUCUUUUGUGAUGGUCCUAUUGGUGUCUGGACCAAUUUGUCAUUAUAAUAGUGUUGCUUGUGUCCGUUUGGCUUUUGGUUAUUCCUUUGCUUUAGUUGUGG